Messenger RNA from Cajanus cajan (pigeon pea), 2954 nucleotides. Its product is annotated as protein MALE DISCOVERER 2. Gene Ontology annotation, biological process: protein phosphorylation. Gene Ontology annotation, molecular function: protein kinase activity; ATP binding; protein binding. The record is from RefSeq and is a predicted model, not a curated record. NCBI's taxonomy places the organism in Eukaryota, Viridiplantae, Streptophyta, Magnoliopsida, Fabales, Fabaceae.
CAUCGGAAAAGAGAAGCAGAGAGAGAGAGAGAAAGAAAGAGAGAAAGAAAAAGAGAUAGAGAGAGAGAAAAAGGAAGAAAGAGUCUCAUGACAAAGAUGGUCGAAGAGAAGGUCCUCUGAGAUCAUCCUGAAAAAGGCAGCAAUAGAUGAACAACCAUCAAAAUAAGAGAAAAACAAAAUAAGGAUUUGAAUAUUAUUUGUUUUGAACUUUUGCUGCCUUUUUACCAUUGUCUCAAUCUGCACCUAUCUAUUACCUCCUCUCAACCAGCAUUGCAUCUCCUUCCAAUGCACAAGCAAAUUACUGCAAGAAGGAAAGUUCUUUUCUUGCACCCCGUUUGUCUUUUUUGCAUGCUCCACCAAUUGCUGAGGAUAAUUGAGACGAAAUAUUGAGGUUGAGUUGGUUAUGUCUUUGUUGAGCAGAAACUUGUAACAAAGAUAUAACAAUACGAAAGAAAUGAGGGAUCCUAAUUUGAUCUUUGGACUCAAACCUUCAAUUUUCAUGUUUACUAUUAUAAUGUAAGUUGUGUCUUGUUAGUGAGUUUCAUUUGCUUCAUCCCAAUAGAAUGAAGGGUUUCUCUCAAUAGCAAAAACCUGGUAAUUUUGAAUAUUAUAUCGUAUAACAUCCUGGCUAUCAAGGAUUAUAGAUACUGCCUCAAUAAAAUUUUGGCAUUGGCUUCACAAAGAAAUGGAAAUGAGAUGGAAAACAUUUGGAUUUUGUCUAAGAAUUUAUAUUUGCUUGAUCUCUGUGUCGGGAAUUCAAGAGUGUUGGUCCCUUAAUGAUGAAGGACUGAAUUUGUUAGAAUUUCGAGCGAGGAUAACUUAUGAUCCGUAUAAUGCUUUAGCAAAUUGGAAUCCCAAUGAUUGUGACCCUUGCGAGUGGUUCGGUGUUCAUUGUCUAGAUGGUAAAGUGAAAAAGCUGGAGUUAAAAGAACUAUCUUUGGAAGGGACAUUGGCUCCUGAGCUUGGGAAACUUAGUCACCUAAAUUCUCUCGUGUUAUGCAAGAAUAACUUUUCCGGCGUCAUUCCCAAAGAACUUGGAGAUUUAUCCAAACUAGAGUUAUUGGAUUUAAGGGAAAAUAACUUGUUAGGAAGCAUCCCAGUGGAGAUUGGCAAGAUGCCAUUACUGAAACACUUGUUGCUUUGUAACAGUAAAAUUGGAGGUAGUGAUACUCAAGAUGGAGGAAAGUUCAAAUUUCCUUCAAAAUCGCUACUUGUUGAAAAUUGUUCAUCACCUCUGAAAUAUUUAUUUGCCUGUAUUAAUAGGAAAGUUGGACAUUGUGUGUGGCAGGGCAACUUCAAACAAUGGAACAAAUCAGAUUCAUUGAUUAUUCUAACUAAAGUAGCGCUUAUGAAAUGCCUCAAUGCCAUUGCGUUGCCAUUACUUAAGUUAAGAAAGCCUGCCCUUCAUGGCCAUGAAAAAGAUUAUUGUGACCUUUUGCCUAGUUCUAAUGUGCCAGAGAUUGCCGAAAAUGUUCCAGAAUUUGUCAGUUAUGCACGUCGUAGGUUACUUCAAUCCAGUGGCAGUAACCUUGUAGCUGCUCCUUUUAGUGGCGAAUCAACUAUAGAGCUUAGUUCUGUUCCAAUUACCCUCAGUAGCGGAUCUUUCCCAGCUGUUCAAGAUGAUAAUAAGAAACAAAACCAAUCACCUGAAUCCUUGCAUUCACCUUCUGAUUCUCCAUACGAUCAAACAAGUCAACAACACACAACUAAUGAUUCUUCUGGAACGUUGUGGAAGUAUAUAAUUAUUAUUGUUGUUGUGCUGAUCAUUAUUUUAAUAAUUCUAUUAUACAUUUGGAGAAAACCAGCUGUAAAAGUAAUAACCCCUUGGAAGACAGGAAUAAGUGGACAAUUGCAAAAAGCAUUUAUAACAGGGGCUCCUAAGUUGAAUCGAGUAGAAUUAGAGACAGCUUGUGAGGAUUUUAGCAAUAUUGUUAUUAGUGGUUUCGAAGGUUGCAACAUCUACAAAGGAACAUUGUCUAGUGGAGUAGAGAUUGCUGUUGUUUCUACGCUAAUUACUUCUUCCCAAGAUUGGUCAAAGGACAUGGAGAUGAAUUAUCGCAAAAAGAUUGAUACUUUGUCCCGCAUAAACCAUAAAAACUUUAUUAAUCUUAUUGGGUACUGUGAGGAAGAAGAACCAUUCACACGAAUGUUGGUGUAUGAGUAUGCUCCAAACGGAAAUGUAUUUGAGCAUUUGCAUGUUAAGGAAAUGGAACGUCUUAAUUGGAGUGAAAGGGUAAGGAUUAUCAUGGGCAUUGCAUAUUGUCUUCAAUAUAUGCACCAUGAUCUAAAUCCACCUGUCGCUCUAGCCAAUCUUACUUCAAGUAUGAUAUUUUUAACAGAUGAUUUUGCCGCUAAGGUUGCAGAAGUUACUUUUAAAAAUAUUGAGGCACCAGUUAAGCUGAAAAGUGAGUCAAAGAAAUCUGAGGUGUCAUUCCAGGACGAACUUAAAAACACUAUCAAUGACUUUGGAAUGUUAUUGCUUGAAAUUAUCUCUGGGAAAUUGCCUUACUCUGAAGAACAAGGCAACCUUGUUGCUGAGUACUUAAGUGACAAGAGAAGCAUCAACUACAUGAUUGAUCCCACCUUGGAGUCUUUCAAGGAGAAUGAACUUGAUGCCAUUUGUGAGGUAAUCCAAGAUUGUAUCCAACCUGAUCCUAAGUUAAGACCAGAAAUGAGGGACGUGACUUCUAAAUUGAGAGAAACGCUUGGCAUUUCACCUGAGCAAGCAGUCCCAAGACUUUCUCCACUUUGGUGGGCUGAACUGGAGAUCUUGUCAGUAGAGGCAACUUAAGUUUCAUUUGACUCUUUUCUCUGUGUUUUAAGCCUUUCUCUAACCUUUAUCAAUAUGCUAGAGUGGAAAGUUAUGAUAUUUGCUACUCAAAGUUCUCUACAUCCUUCAUUGUUCUUGUACUUUUGUAAAGUCAUCAUCAUUAAUAUAGUAGUUAUUCAUAUCA